Molecule: messenger RNA, 2574 nt
Organism: Apiotrichum porosum
Lineage: Eukaryota; Fungi; Basidiomycota; Tremellomycetes; Trichosporonales; Trichosporonaceae
Exons: 5
Coding region: 1-2574 (857 amino acids)
Molecular function (GO): RNA binding
Source: RefSeq, a predicted model, not a curated record
AUGGGCGAGACAGUCACAAAACGCCUGCAUAUUGGCGGAAUCACGCCCUCGAUUACGGCAGACCACCUGCGUGACCGCUUUCGCAGCUUUGGCACCGUCCAGGAGGUUGAGGAGAUGGGUAUCGAUGCCCUCGGUCAGCAUCGGCCGUUUGCUUUCCUUACCAUUGAGACCACUCCGGCUCAGCUGAGGAAGUGCUUGAACAUCAUGUCCGGCGCCAUGUGGCGCGGUGCCCAGCUCCGUUUGGCAGAGGCCAAGCCUCGUUACGAUGCAAAGCUUGUUGCCGACCGCAACGCUCCGGCCGGCGACGCCGCCCGCCGCACAAGCAGGCGUCUCCGCCGCGCCGUCGUUCUUAACGGCGGCUGCAAGGAGGCUCAGGACAUGAGCCUCGUUACCACCAAGAACUUUACCCACCGCACAUUCUGGGUCAACGACAACGGCCACCUGAUCCGUCCCAUGUCCAUGCGCCCGACCCACCCCAUCCCCGCACCUCUCGAUGCCGUCCGCAACUCUUCAGCUCGUCCUCCUGUCCGUGCACACCGCCGCGUGAUCGACCCACGCCGAUGGGCGCGUGAACACCUCAUUCUGAACGGCGAGGUGACACCCGCAAGCGAGGUUCCCGAGUGGGAGUUUGAGGAUGCCGACGAGGCCGAGGAUGCCGACGAGGAAGGCCGCGUGCUUCUUGGAUGGUGGCGCAGGGGCGACGAGGAGACUGCCGUGUGGGCCCGUAGGCCCCGCGUCGGCGACGAGGAGGACGCGUACGAGUUUGAGUUUGGCAGUGAGGCUGGCCAGUCUGAUUCUUCGGACCUCUUCCCAGCUCGCGAGGGAUCGCCUCUGUUCCCCACUCGCGCCGACUCUCCUCUGUUCCCUGCCCGUGCCGACUCGCCACUGUUCCCCGUUCGUGAGGGUACCGAGGCCGAGGACAGCUCUCCUCUGUUCCCCGUCCGCAAGGAGCUGCCGGAGGAGAGCGCCAGUGACUCUGAUGUGGCCGCCAGCGCCGAAUCACCUCUCUUCCCUGUCCGCAAGGAGCUGGAGGAGGAGAGCGAUGAUGCCGACGCCUCAGUUCCGUCCAAGUCGCCCAGCCCAUCGCCCGUCUCCACCGCACCAGUCGCUGCCGCUGCCUCUCUCAAGCGUGCGCGCGCCGCCGAGGACAGCGACAGCGACGACACUGCUCCUGUUGUCCCCGCCGUUCCCGAGAAGAUCCGUGCCAUCGGUGCCGCAGAGCGCUCGGGUGCGCUGAACGUCAUCUCGUCACUCCUGGACGUCAAGGCCGACAAGGCUCCCGCCCCCGUCGUCAAGCACUCGUGGACCGGCUACGCCGAGUCGGACUCUGACGACGACCUCGACUACUCGGCCCUCAAGCCCCAGACUGCCGCCGAUGACGACGACUUUGAGGUUGUUGUUGCGCGGGCUUCUGCUCCUAGCCCCGAGGUGGCCCCCGCGUACGCGAGGUCUAGGUCAAGCGUGCAGCAGACCAUGGAUUUCGACAAGUUUCCCACCGCAAAGCAUGUUGGCGUCAACCUCCCGGACAUGGACUCUGACUCGGACUCGGACGACGGCGACGACUCGUUCAUGAGGGGCCGUCCGCAGGUCGGUGGUGGUCCUAUCCCCGACGAGUCAGAGGACUCGGGAUCGGACUCGGACUCGGACUCGGACUCGGACUCGUCCAGCUCAUCCGGAUCUUCUAGCUCGGGCUCAUCAGACUCUUCGGACAGUGAAGAGGAGAGCAAGAAGGAGAACGACAAGGCCAAGAACGACAAGAAGGAAGAGUCCAGCGAUGACUCGAGCGACGACUCGUCCAGUGGCUCGGGAUCAGAUUCAGACUCUGACUCGUCGGACUCUGACUCGGACUCUUCAGACUCAGACUCUUCAGACUCGGGCUCUGAGGAAUCCGACGACGAGGACAUCAAGCAGUCUGGCCCCGCAGCUGCUGUCCCUGGCAAGCUGAAGGCCAUGUUCGCCCCCGCAGCUGCCAAGACAUCCUCGUUCUCGCUCAUGGGCACACUGGCUCCGGACCUUGAGAUUGACGAAACCAUCGACGUUCCCCUGCCGACUUCCAAGAACGCCCCCGAACUCGAGGUGCUCGCCGCUGUCCAGCGCAGCACGUUCGACCCCGACACCAACAUCCCCCUCUUCUUCCCCCUGCCCGUCCGCCCUGUGAAGCGCGGCGAGGCGCGCAGUCUUCUCGCUCCCGAGCCAGAGCCCGAGGCCGACGGUGAGGGCGAGGGUCACGAUGAGGGUUACGGCGGCGACCAGCAAGGCGGCCAUGAUGCGUACGGCGCUGCCAGCAACCCCUACGAGAACGCCAACUCGUACGACGUGGGCAGUGCCGGCCCUUCGCGCUGGGGUGGCGCGGCCGCUCCAGGCCGUUGGGGCCAGGACACGCGUACUGCCCAGCCUGUUGCUGCCGCACCGGUGGCGACCAAGAAGCGUGCUGGAUUCUACGAGGCCGAAACCGACGAGGACAUGAAGAAGCGCUGGGAGGCUCGUCGUCUGGAGCUUACCCAGGGCUGGAAGAGGAAGCACCGCGAGGCCGUUAAGCACAGGAGGAGGAGGGGUGGACAGGAUGCCGAAUGA